Protopterus annectens (West African lungfish) is the source of this 3005-nucleotide messenger RNA. It is a transcript of the gene KBTBD11, whose product is annotated as kelch repeat and BTB domain containing 11. The transcript has a single exon. NCBI's taxonomy places the organism in Eukaryota, Metazoa, Chordata, Ceratodontiformes, Protopteridae. Gene Ontology annotation, molecular function: protein binding. The record is from RefSeq and is a predicted model, not a curated record. The coding region runs from base 16 to 2082 and encodes 688 amino acids.
AACUCCUUCCCUGGGAUGGAUGCCUGCACGGAACGCCGCAGUCCAGGCGCUGCCACUGAGAACUCUUGUCAGCCUUCCUGUUUGCAUCCGAUCCCAGUCGAACUGACUGCAAAUGAGGUGUCAAUGGCACAGGUACCAAAAGGUUCUGAACUGUUGUCUGGCGAUGGUACUGGUGUAGCUGCAAAGCUGGGUCAGAGAGCUGCAGAGGAAGGAAAAGGAAACAGCUCCAUUAUCGUUAAUUCGAGGGGUAGAUACGAGGAGAAGGGGCGGCAGCAGCAGGAAAGCAGUGCCCAAGAAGGGAACGAAUGGGACUUCCCUCACCAAGCGCCUUGUGGAUUCAGCCCAUCUCUAUGUUUCUCCACCGUGUCAAAGGACAAAACGGAUGUCAGAGACCCAACAGCGGACAAUGCAGUUGUAAACAGUCAGUGGCAAAUUAAUAAUGCAAAGAGCGCGUCGGAUGAGGACAGGGAGAGUGGCUCGUCGCUGCCUGUCACUUAUUGUAGUGAAAGUGGAGCAGAGCCAAGUUGGAUUCUGGACAGUUUAUUUAGUACUGAAGGCAGAUCCGAUUAUUGCAAUUACAACGACGCUGAAAAAAGAGGAAAUGGAGUUUGGUAUGUGAAAGACUUAACGCAAAACCCUGGCCACGGAGAAAAGCCUGACCUCACUAUUGAAGUGGCCGGUCAGCGCAUUAGUGUGCACAAAUCUGUUCUAGCAGGUAAAAGCGACUAUUUCAAAGCACGAUUGUCCAGAGAUGUCCUCAAAGUGAAAGGAGUGAGUUACAGCACCCUGCGAGUACUCAUUCACUACAUAUAUUCUUCUAAAAUGGAAGUAAAAAAGGAAAAUGUAGUGGAGGUGAUCAGUGGCGCAAAGGUCCUGCAGAUUCCCUGCGCUGUACAGUCCGCUAUAGACACUGUAAAAGGUCAGCUCUCCCUGGACAACUGCUUUGAUAUCCUCAGUAUUGCUAAGAAGGAGCGUUUAGGGGAACUUAAGGAUGCUGCCUACAAGUACAUGAGUGACAACUUUUUGCAGGUACUAAGAGACCAGACCAUCUACGGCCGUUUGACUGGCGCUGAGAGAGACCUUAUUCUAAAGCUGCGACUUGGUGGUAAGAAGUGCCUGAUGGUUGCAGAAGUAAGUGAUGUCUUUGACCGUGGCAGCAGCAAUAGCAGGCCUCCAAGUCGGGAGAGCAGCCGUCCUCAAAGUCCAGCAUCGGUCUUAUCCACGGAAGAAAGUCACUUGGUCUACUGCUACAAGGAGUCUGCAGAAGAUUGGCGCCCACUCACUCAUCUGCCGGAGGAGGCUGUCACAAAGGGUUGUGGAGUCUGCACUUUGUACAACUACCUCUUCAUCGCUGGUGGCAUUCAGGGCUAUGGGGAGCGAGCUCGACUUUCAGAUCGGGUAUUCUGCUACAACCCAGUCACAGACACCUGGGCCGAAAUCCGCCCCCUCAGUCAGCCCCGAUCGCAGCUAAAACUCGUAUCCUUGGAUGGGUACUUAUAUGCUAUUGGGGGCGAGUGUUUGUUUACUGUGGAACGUUAUGACCCUCGGGCAGAUCGAUGGACAGCAGUGGCCCCCCUGCCCAAAGGCGCCUUUGCCGUGGCUCACGAAGCUACCACCUGUGGCGGGGAGAUAUAUGUCUCAGGUGGUUCCCUUUUCUACCGCCUGCUUAAGUAUGACCCACGUCGGAAUGAGUGGCAGGAAUGUCCUUACAACAACAGCCGGCGAAAAUCGGCUGGCAUGGUGGCUCAUCGUAGUUUUAUUUAUCGCUUUGAUGUGAGCCGAGAGUCAGGGCUUCAGGUCUUUAAGUACAACAGUAUUGGCAGACGCUGGAGCGAGUGCGCCAUCGAGCGGCCCAGCAGCUUCACUUCCACCACGUAUCCCUCCCUCCAGCCGUUUCGUUGCACUUUGUUGGACAAUAGCAUCUACUGUGUGAGCAGAAGUGCCGUGCUGCAGUUCACAGUGAUCGAGGAGGGCACCACCGACACCCUGCACACACACGAAUUCAAGCCUCCUAGCGAGGCAAGGGGCGCCCUCUUCCCCUUCGUGCUGUCUUUGCCAGAACGAGCAGAAAAACAUGUAUGAAACUUAUUGUAUUCAUUGCACUAUGGUAUGUUUUGGGAAUGGGGAAUUAAUGGAGCGGCUGUAACAAAGUCAGACCAAGUGUCACCACUUUACUUUCUUGGAAAAAGUGGAAUGAGGUGCCACGUAGUCCUGUUUGAAAACAGGGAGUUCCAUGCGCCCUCCCACAGGAAUGGAAAAGAAGCAGGUAUUGCCUUCUAACUGGAAUUACUCUCUGCAGCUGGAAUACUGGUAAAAGAAAAUUCCGAAGGUUUAAGGAAUGGAGACGUAUCUUUUAAAAUACUCGCACAGUGCACAUGCAACACCAGUAUGCAGCUAACCAGCAAGCAACGCACAAAUGUCACAACGGUCCUUUAAAUAAUUAUGUUUUGGGCAUCCCACGCAGACAGCACCAUUUUUAAGAUCAGAAUCCAUAGUGUGUGUGUUCUCCAAAGCGUUCACAUCUGGCAGUGAUCAUUAGCUUUUGUGCGAUUUUGGUAUAGUGUGUAUGCAUUUUUUGAGUUGAUGACACUUGCCAUAUUCGUCGUAUAUAAAUCAGCAAUGUGUGUUGCAUGGGUGCAUGAAAAGCUGCUUGUACCAUUCUAUGGCAUUUCCAACUGAUUAUGUGAAAUGGUGUCAUACAAACUGGAAAGAGAAGAAACUAAAAAAAAAAAAAAACACUCUUUAGGAAGACAGAAGAGGAGAACACAGCUUAAUUUGUUUUUCUUCUUUUGACUUUUGAAAGCCAGGUGCCACCCACCCAAUGGCCAAAAUGGUUGUAAUCUAUUGCAUUCAGUGUAAAAACUGAGGCACAUGAUAUGUAAAGUGGCCUCUUGCAAUUCAGGUUAGAGGCCCUUUAUGAUGUAAAAUUAUGUUUGUGAAUUGGAGAGAGGACCCCAUUGUUUGUAAUAAACCAAGACAUUUGACAAAAGAUAUCUAACCAAUUA